CACGUGGGGGCGCCCUAUUGUAAAAUGGCAGCUUCCAUGCGCUUUCGAAUUUGGCGGACAGUUCUGCGUUUCCAAGCGAAUUUCGCGUCAAAUGGACCUCAGGAAAAGGCGCAAAAGAUAUUUCUGCGAGAUUUUAGUUCAAAACGUCGUUUUUUUGGUUUUAAGCGCCCGCUGAUACCUUUAAGGUGCCAUUUCUCGGCAAUUUCUAGACCGGCUGUUGUGCUAGGUCUGGGAUAUGCAGGCGUCUCCGUGGGAUUUUGCGGGAUCGUAGGCAUGGUAGGCCUAGUAUUUGCGCGUUGCGCUCAGUCAAAAAUAAGUGAUACAUUGAAAGAGAGAUGGUUCUUAGCAGCAAGAAGAAACAAUGUGUCUGAAAUUAAGAGGCUAAUAGAAGCAGGUGUAGACGUCAAUGAGCGUCAUCCACUUGGCUGGACAGCCCUACAAGUUGCAUGUGUCAACAAGAACGAAAGUGUGGUGCGAGUCCUCUUGCAGGCAGGUGCUGAUCCCAAUCUUGGUGAUGACUUCACCAAUGUGUGGAAUGUAUCCCAGACCAAGGGCAUCAACUCAUUACAUGUCCUGGUUACCAGGGAAGAUGAGUUCAGUGACAACCUGAACAACCGGGCAACAUUCAAAGGAUGCACUGCAUUGCAUUACAGUGUCUUGAUGGAUGAUCUCCCCGUCACCAAGAUGCUGCUGGAGGCCGGAGCAAACCCCCUCCAAGAGAAUGAAAAUGGCCACACCCCAGUGCAGUACGCCAAAAGUGCCACGAUGAAGGAACUACUUCAGAAGCACGAAACAGAUUUCAAAAUACUUGAGGAGCAGAGAGCAGCUGAGGAGAGAAGGAAGUAUCCCUUGGAGCAACGACUCAAGGAACACAUCAUCGGUCAGGAGGGAGCCAUAGCAACGGUUGCAUCUGCAAUCAGAAGGAAAGAAAAUGGCUGGAUGGAUGAUGACCAUCCCCUAGUGUUCCUGUUCCUGGGUUCGUCAGGUAUCGGCAAGACGGAGCUUGCCAAACAGAUAGCACAGUACAUCCACAAAGACGUCAAGAAGGGGUUUAUCCGAAUCGAUAUGUCAGAGUACCAAGAGAAGCACGAGGUGGCCAAGUUCAUUGGCUCCCCGCCUGGCUAUGUCGGGCAUGAGCAGGGUGGUCAGCUGACCAAGAAACUCAAGGCCUGCAGCAAUGCGGUGGUGCUGUUUGACGAGGUAGACAAGGCCCACCCGGAUGUGCUGACCAUCAUGUUGCAGCUCUUCGAUGAGGGUCGCUUGACUGAUGGGAAAGGCAAAACCAUUGAGUGCAAGGAUGCCAUCUUUGUCAUGACUUCCAACUUGGCAAGUGAUGAGAUUGCAAGAUAUGGACUACAGCUCAGACAAGAGGCAGAGGAGAUAGCAAAACAGAGGCGUGCUGGAAAAUUGGGUGACCUUGAGAUUCCCGAGAAGGUGACCGUCUCCAGGAAGUUCAAGGAGGAGGUGGUGCAGCCCAUCCUCAAGCAUCACUUCAGAAGGGACGAGUUCCUCGGCCGCAUCAACGAAAUGGUGUACUUCCUCCCCUUCUCCCAUUUGGAGCUCAUCAAGUUGGUCACCAAGGAGCUUGACUUCUGGGCCAAGAAGGCCAUGGAAAGACACGACAUCGACCUCAGCUGGGAUAGACAGGUGCUUGAUGUAUUGGCCGAUGGGUAUGAUGUGCACUACGGCGCAAGGUCAAUCAAGCACGAGGUAGAAAGGCGUGUUGUCAACCAAUUGGCAGCAGCACAAGAACAGCAGCUCAUCCAGAGAGGCUGCCAGCUCCGCAUCACUGUGGAAACCUCGGCGGACCCAGGCGAGCUCGCCAGCGGCCCUGCCUCCCAGUUGGAGCCGGCAGCGACCGGUCAUCAUGGCCUGCUCAGGUUGCAAAUCCUGUCCAAGGGCGGCAGGAAAACCCUGGACCUAAAGAGCGUGCCCGCCCCGGAUAAUGUGGACUUCUAAGCCCCUCUCUGAUGGCGUUGGAGAGCACCCUCUUGCGGUGGAAAUUGAGGAGUUGGAAAAGAUGUACAUCCCCACAGCAAGGAAAUGCUCAGCUCAUUCUUUGUGUUCCAUUUUUUUAAAGGCUGCCCUCUCUUGUUGAAGUGAGUUCAGUCCAUAUGGCUUUUAUUAGUGUUCAGGUAUUUGAUGGAAAGAGAACACAAUGAUAUACGCCGAAUUAUUUCAGAUCCAAAAGAAAUUUACCAAAGGUACUAUUUUGUCUGGUAGGUCUGUGUAUGAGAACAUGAUAACAAAUCCUUAGUGCUAUCUCUAAUGUGAAGUAUGUAAAUUACAAAACUUGAAAUUUACCUGCAGUGAUGUAUGUAAUUUACUGAUUGAUCGGUUCAGAAUUUUUCUGAGUAAUGAUAUUUUAAAUGGUGUGAGAAGUCUUCGCUGAUACUAACAUGGAUACUCUGGAUCGUAGAAUCUCCUAGAGAGUCCUGAAAAAUAAACUUGGAUAUUCACGAA
This is a messenger RNA of Acanthaster planci (crown-of-thorns starfish), 2463 nucleotides long. RefSeq names its product mitochondrial disaggregase-like. The record is from RefSeq and is a predicted model, not a curated record. NCBI's taxonomy places the organism in Eukaryota, Metazoa, Echinodermata, Asteroidea, Valvatida, Acanthasteridae. Gene Ontology annotation, molecular function: ATP hydrolysis activity; ATP binding; protein binding. Gene Ontology annotation, cellular component: mitochondrion; cytoplasm. Gene Ontology annotation, biological process: cellular response to heat.